Molecule: messenger RNA, 3332 nt
Organism: Lates calcarifer (barramundi perch)
Lineage: Eukaryota; Metazoa; Chordata; Actinopteri; Centropomidae
Gene: inhbb
Product: inhibin subunit beta B
Exons: 2
Coding region: 638-1840 (400 amino acids)
Biological process (GO): BMP signaling pathway; SMAD protein signal transduction
Cellular component (GO): extracellular region
Molecular function (GO): growth factor activity; cytokine activity
Source: RefSeq, a predicted model, not a curated record
UUUGGGUGAGCGGAGCCCCUGUUGUCGUGAUUGCAAAGGGAGACCAGGGUCCCAGUGAGCAGCAUCUUGCAGGGCGCACGGAGCUGACCCAUCCACAGCCGCGCACGGGACACGGUACCCGAGCGCAGACGUUUAAAUACACGGGAACUUAGCGCGCGCUGUUUUCUCCUCGGUGGGACCGCAGCUGUAGAAAGGUGGAGUGUUUGUGUUUUGAAUGGGACAAACGGGGACCGAACGACUGUGGACGCUGAAGUGUUUUUUAUUCAGACAGAACCGGAGAGGCGGUCUGCAUGUUUGUUUUGAUCGAUCCCAGGUCUGAAGUGAACGUGGUCUGGCAAUCAGAACUCCUGAGUGCGCCUCGCAGUCAGAGACAUGAACUUUUCUUAUUUAGCGCAGAGAAGAGAGUCGUUGUUGGAUAAGUGAGUGACAGGAGCGGAGUGGAGUCAGGUCUCUGUGUGGUUGGAAUACACGGCUUUCAUUCACCUCUGUGGAUUUCUGCAGACUGAAUCAGUGGAUGUCCACCCGGAACUCUCACAUGUUUUAAAUUAAAGUAGCUUUAAGCUCAGUGUGUGUGUUUAAUGUGUUCAUCCUGAUCCUGAACACCAGUUUGGACUGUAACUGUAGGUUUAUAAAGAAAAUGAGCCUCUAUAUUUUGGCAUUGUCCUGUUUAGUCGCGUGCUCUCUGUCGGUGCGCUGCGGCUCAGUGACCGGGACGGAGACUCAAAGCUCGCCCCAGGAGUCGUGCGCGUCCUGCGGCCUGAGGGCACCGGAUCAGUCGGAACGGGUGAACGUGGACUUUUUGGAGGCGGUGAAGAGGCACAUACUGAGCCGGCUGCAGAUGAGGGACAGACCCAACAUCACCCAUCCCAUCCCAAAAGCUGCGAUGGUGACGGCGCUGAGGAGGCUGCACGCGGGCAAAGUGCGGGAGGACGGCCGGGUGGAGAUCCCCAGCUUUGACGGGCAGGCUGCCUUCAACAACGAGGUCCAGGCAGAGACCUCAGAAAUUAUCAGCUUCGCCGAAUCAGAUGGACACUUGUCCUCCAAGUCCGGGCUGUACUUCCUCAUCUCCAACGAGGGGAACCAGAACCUGUACGUGUCCCAGGCCAACCUGUGGCUCUAUUUCCGAGUUCUGCCCGUUGGUCCUGAGAAAGGUCUCCGGAGGAAGGUGACGGUGAAGAUCCACUACCAGGAGGCCGGGGCUUCGAGUGGCGCAGAGGGAGGCGGCGGAGGAGGAGGAACGCGCCGCUGGGCCCUGGUGGAGAAGCGGGUGGAUCUGAAGCGCAGUGGUUGGCACACCUUUCCCCUGUCGGAGGCAGUGCGGGCCGUGUUUGGGAAAGGAAGCCGGAGGCAGGACCUGGAGGUCCACUGCGAGGGCUGCGAGAUGGCCAGCGUGGCCCCGGUGCUGGUGGACCCAGGCGAUCCAUCCCACCGGCCCUUCCUGGUGGUGCGGGCACGGCAGGUGGAUGGAAAGCACCGCAUUCGGAAGAGGGGGCUGGAGUGCGACGGCACCAGCGGGGGCUUGUGCUGUCGGCAACAGUUUUACAUAGACUUCCGCCUCAUCGGCUGGAACGACUGGAUCAUCGCGCCAGCCGGUUACUACGGUAACUAUUGCGAGGGCAGCUGCCCAGCCUACAUGGCAGGCGUGCCGGGCUCAGCUUCGUCCUUCCACACGGCAGUGGUGAACCAGUACCGCAUGAGAGGGAUGAGCCCAGGCUCGGUCAACUCCUGCUGCAUCCCCACCAAGCUCAGCACCAUGUCCAUGCUCUACUUUGACGAUGAGUACAACAUUGUCAAGAGGGACGUGCCCAACAUGAUUGUGGAGGAGUGUGGCUGCGCCUGAGUCCACCCAGCUCUUCUUCGCUGUCUGAACUCGGAACAGUCAGAAAGGCCUUUUGUACAAACAGGACGUUAUAUAUACGAUAUAUCUAUACCUACUGUAUGAGCGAGCAACACACACACUGGUGCGUGUGUGCGUGCGUGUUGUUUGCACAUGCUUGUGCGAGUGUGUGUAUUUAUCAGACUGCGUGACUCGCUCGCCGUCCACGUUCGUGUUGGCGACUGGGAUGAGAAGGGAAUGAUUAUCACCAAAAGAUAUUUUGCUCUAGUUUGCCAUUUCUAGUCAAAAAUAAUGGCCCAUCAUCUCCUCUGAAUGAAGAUAAAAAGCGCUUAAGGAAAGUGACAGGAUCAGCCAAUGACAUGAUUGGCUUCACCCCCCUCUGCUCCUCCAACCCUCUAAGUACUUUAAGCACAUGACAGACUUUUGUUUUUAGAAAGCACUGACAAUUCAUCAGCUUAUACAAUUCAGAACACCAGCACUUCACUACUAUGCCGACAGACACAGUCUGACUGUCCUCUCUGGUGGAAUUAGACCUGCAGCGCUUAAUGCCUUGCAGGAUUAAACACCUGGCAGCAGCAGCACCAGUGCAGAGUCCUGCACAGAGCUGCUGCUGCUGCUGGCAUUUGACUACGGGCCUCAACCUUGACUUCCUGCCUGUCCAGAGUGCUGCAGGCCCUACUGCCAUGACAACCAGGUGAAGGUAGAUCUCAUAAGUGCACUUGACUCAGACACAGAGAGAACGGCUUCUUCCUGGGCCCCAAGGCUGGGCGCAUGUGGGCCCCUGGACUUGGAGACUCUGGUUUCAGUCCACAGUGCAGUGCAGCACUUGCAGAAACUGAAUGCAUACCCUGAAUAGCACUUGUAUAAAGAAAUGCCUUCCAAGGGGAACUGAGUGUCCUGUCCUAUCACUAAAUAAGUGCCACAUGAGCUAUGCAAUGUAUAGUAACCUAUACCCAUACUCCACAUCCUCUAUUAGACUGAAUGCUCUCUCCAUCUCUCUCUCUCUCUCUCUCUCUCCUCGUCUGUCUCUUCAGUCCUCAACUCUUUAUCAAUACUUGAAAUGUAAUCUUUCGCUUCCUUUCCAAAGCGAAUGAUUGUUGUGACGUUUGCACUGAAAAGUUGCAGGAUUAGUGAAACAAAAACUGCCAUUGAAAUGUUAUUUUUAUAGAAGUAAAAUUGAAUUUUGUUUCAAAUGUAUUUUAAUUAAUGUAACCAAAGAGGCCAUGAUAUUUAGUUAUUGUACUGAGAUGGCAAGGCCACUGAGUUACUGUGUACAAUACAUGUUGAUCAUUUUCAGAAGGCCUACCACUGUAUCAGGGUAUGAUAUAUGAUUUUCAUUUCUUAGCUCUAUUUUCAUUCUCUGUUUUGUACAAUAAGCAACACUUCAUUUUUCAUCUUUAAUUCUAUUUUUGUUUCAGUUUUCUAUUUAAUAAGAAAGUUAUUUUUAGUUCCUGUAUAAGAAUCAUUUAGUCAAAUAAAUUUCAUCUGUACAGUU